UAGUUGCAUUAGAAAAUGGCAGGCGCCCUCAAAUCUUCAGGCACUAGAGAUGAUGACAAGAAUGAGAUUGAAGAAAUGUUUGACUCAAACAGCUUUCAUCAAAAUGAUAUUGGUAAUGUGCCAAAAACUGAGCCAGAUUCAGACGAGCAAGCUGAAAUAGGUUCUGAAUUUCAGGCAAACAUCACAAGUGACAAUAUGUACAGAAAUGGCAUCCCAGCAUAUUCUAUUGUUCUCUACAAGCAGGAUCCAACGCCUGGGAAUUUACAUGAUUUGGAUCCCAUGCUAUCUCAGCCAUCUAGUUCACCUGCUCCAGCUGCUACAAGUGUACCCAAGUUACAGCCAUUUUUACUAGCACAGAAUCAGCAAGAGGCCCACUCUUUUAUCUCUGCAAAUCAAUUUCCAACCAUGGUCAACAAUAAUCCCAUGUUGCUCAAUGCUCAACAGAUGGAUCCUUUGUGGGUUCAGAUUUUGUCAAAUAUAUUAUCCAGACCAACAGAGAAACAAACUUCUGAAAGUAAUGGAAAUGCCCCAGUGAUACCUAGUGGGAUUUACCCUAAUGUGGCAUGUCCCACCAACAAAACAAAUGGAACUCUAAAUCAGUUUAAAGUGACUGUGGCCAACAAUGGACAUGGUUCAAAUGAUGAGAACAGCAAUGUUAAAUUAUUGUUGAGAGGAUCACAGAACAAAAACCUGUCCAGCUAUGGCAGGAAUAACUCUACCACCAAGCCAGCUAAAGGUCAGUUUAUCUUGUUGUCUCCCACAUCAUAUACUUCAGAACUUCAGGUGAGGCCCAUGACACCCAGUGGACCAGGAAAUCCUGGAGCAGUUGGUUUUAUUCCUAUACCAAACAACAAGUUUAACCCUACUGGCAGCUGCUUCAUGAACAUAAACAGAAAUAAGGAAGAAUGUCAGCAACCCAGUCCUUUAAAUCUUGAUGUCAACAUGAUAAGAAAAGUAGAUGGAAGUCUAGAUAGUAAUAAAUUGUCAGAGUAUAACCUUCCAGUUUUGCCAAAUUCCCCUGUCAUUGAACAUGAUGGGGUUGGACCAAUGAGAGAGAGUCAUAAUAUGAAGGAACGUAGAAGGAGGGCCAGAAUUAAAGAUGCCUGUAACCUGAUGCGCCAGCUAGUACCUGGGAUGUCAAAGAAAACAGACAAGGCCACUGUGUUUGAGUUUUCAGCUAGAUAUAUUCAUUUUCUCAAGUCUUUUGUGGGUGCAACCAUUGAUAAGGAAUUCCUUUUGAAAUAUAACCCUUACUGAUACCCACAUCUGGAAGGAAGAUAUAUUUAUACUGCUACAUCAUUGGUUUAUCGAAGGCAGUUCACACAGUAUCUUUCUGUGGCAAUGGUGUAUUGAACCCACAGUUAAAUUUGAGACAGUUUUGAUGUACAAAGAAUGUUUUUAUUUAAAGCUUCAUACUGGAAUUAUUUCAAUGUAGAGUUGCUGUGAAUAUGUUUAUAGUAUUACACUAUUCCAUUAAAAUGUGAAUAAAGAGAAG
This is a messenger RNA of Physella acuta, 1495 nucleotides long. RefSeq lists its product as uncharacterized. Gene Ontology annotation, molecular function: RNA polymerase II cis-regulatory region sequence-specific DNA binding; DNA-binding transcription factor activity, RNA polymerase II-specific; protein dimerization activity. The record is from RefSeq and is a predicted model, not a curated record. Gene Ontology annotation, biological process: spermatogenesis; regulation of DNA-templated transcription. Gene Ontology annotation, cellular component: nucleus. Lineage: Eukaryota; Metazoa; Mollusca; Gastropoda; Physidae.